AUGGCUAUCCUGGGACAUUUGUUUGAAGUCAUAACUUUUGUUAUCAUCUCUGGCCAGAACACCAUGAAAGUUCCUGAAUGCCGCCUGGCCGAUGAACUCGGAGGACUAUGGGAAAACUCCCGCUUCACCGACUGCUGCCUCUGCGUGGGUGGUCAAGAGUUUAGAGCGCACAAAGCCAUUCUGGCAGCCCGAUCACCUGUGUUUGGCGCUAUGUUUGAACAUGAGAUGCAAGAAAGCAUAAAAAACCGCGUCGAGAUAAUAGACGUGGCGCCUGAUGUGUUCAAAGAAAUGAUGUGCUUCAUCUACACCGGCAAAGCACCUAAUCUGGACAAGAUGGCGGAUGACUUAUUGGCGGCUGCCGAUAAGUAUUUUCUGGAACGCCUGAAAGUGAUGUGUGAGGAAGCUCUCUGCAGCAACCUAUCUGUGGAGAACGCAGCAGAGAUCCUGAUCCUGGCUGAUUUACACAGCGCUGACCAGCUGAAGACCCAAGCUGUGGACUUUAUCAACUACCAUGCAUUUGACGUUAUGGAGACAGCUGGGUGGAAGUCUAUGGUUGUUUCCCAUCCACAUCUGGUAGCAGAAGCAUACCGCUCCCUGGCUUCAGCCCAGUGUCCUUUUCUGGGCCCUCCACGCAAACGUCUGAAGCAAUCCUAAGAAGUUCCUGCAGGACCUUCCAUCUUUCUCCUGAAGUUGAUCAUUAUUCUUCAUCCCACCGUAAGAGACAUCUGGUGGUCAUUGUAGAAGGAAUCGGAGAGUAAACGUACAGUUGGCGCUACCAUUACAUCGUGUGCU
Spea bombifrons (plains spadefoot toad) is the source of this 792-nucleotide messenger RNA. RefSeq names its product speckle-type POZ protein-like. Gene Ontology annotation, molecular function: ubiquitin protein ligase binding. The record is from RefSeq and is a predicted model, not a curated record. The transcript is spliced from 5 exons. Gene Ontology annotation, biological process: regulation of proteolysis; proteasome-mediated ubiquitin-dependent protein catabolic process. Gene Ontology annotation, cellular component: cytoplasm; nucleus. NCBI's taxonomy places the organism in Eukaryota, Metazoa, Chordata, Amphibia, Anura, Pelobatidae. Bases 1 to 654 code for a protein of 217 amino acids.